This is a messenger RNA of Miscanthus lutarioriparius, 408 nucleotides long. NCBI's taxonomy places the organism in Eukaryota, Viridiplantae, Streptophyta, Magnoliopsida, Poales, Poaceae. The record is from the annotation of a GenBank genome assembly.
AUGGUUUCACCAGAUAACAAUCAGUUGCUAUCUGAUUACGCAAAACGGUUUCACCAGAUAAAAACUCCACGAAAGCUAUUAUGGAAGAAAAAUCUUGGAACAGUCAAGGUUGGAAAAACAGAUUUAGUUAAUGGGUACUAUGAAAACAUAUCUUGCAUGCCUGAUGUCAACAAAAACAGUAUUGUGAAUGAACGCUUGGCAGCGUAUCAGAUGACUGAGGAGGAAGGUGAAAGCUCUGUGGCUUCAGUGGAGGAUCAACUUAAGAAAGAAAUGAUAAUUUACGAGAUGUUCUGUGUUGCUGAGUCGUCAUACGACAAGUCACUGCAGCAGCUCCAAAGUUUUCUUUCUGGUCUAAUAGCGGAUGAAAAGCUAGAAACGAGGGAUGGGCUGUACUUGCUAAAGAGGUAG